Molecule: messenger RNA, 1259 nt
Organism: Schistosoma guineensis
Lineage: Eukaryota; Metazoa; Platyhelminthes; Trematoda; Strigeidida; Schistosomatidae
Source: the annotation of a GenBank genome assembly
UUUGGCGGAACUACAAAAACGGCCUUCAUGAAUGUGUGCAAUUCAUCAUUUAAUUAAAUACACCUAACUUGCGUAUCUUCUUUACGACUUCAGUGUGAUAUGAACACACAAUUGGUUGAAUAUUCAUCUAGUGAUGAAGAAGAAACUGAAAAACUGGAGCUGCCUACAAUACUUCAAGAUUUAAAUUCUGAUUCCUUUCGUUUUUUUGUUCGUGAAGAUGAUCCUUCGAAGCAUGAUUUUCGUAGUAGAACUUUUCCUCAUGAACCUGGGAGUUGGGCCACUUCCGUGUAUAUUGCAUGUUCUCAUUUGCAUUCUAGAAUACUUGAGGCGAUCAAAGACCCCGUAGUUCGAUCAAAUCCUGUAAUGGGUGAUUGUUAUACUGUGGAUUCUCCUCACAUAAGUUUGUCGAAGACAUGGCCUAUUUAUUUUCAUUGGAUUGAAAAUCUCGUUUGUAAUCUUCGUUCUGCUGUAAGCUCUUUUGGAAAGUUCUGGAUUGCGCUUGAUGGCGUAGAAGUUCUUGUAAAUGAAGAAAACACACGAUCCUUUUUCACUUUAGUAACUUCUGAAGAGUCACGUAUAGCACUGAUAUCUCUACUCAAUUCUGUUGAUUCAUGUGUCACUGCGUUUAGAGGGCCAAAGUAUUAUGAAAAUCCUAAAUUCCAUAUGAGUUUUUUGUGGUGUAAUGGGGAUGUUCGUAAGAAGUAUUCAACAGAAACACUAAACAAUUUUUUGAUGGAUUUGCGAAAAGCAAUAUUUGUAGAAUCUAAACAAAUAUCCCAUGAAGUUACAGAUAUAGUGUGCAAAAGCGGAAAAAAAUAUUUCGACAUAAAUAUAUUAUGAUCUUUUAUGUAAAUAGAUGUACUGUGCUUUGAAAUAUUCAUAUUUCUCUAAAGUUUAUUUAUUUUGAAGCGUACAAAACCUUGCACAAAAAAAUCUUAUUAACAUUAAUUUAAAUUAAAAUAAACCGGAAUAGUUUAGUAUUACAGAGGGAUAUGAGUCCUAAGAGGAAAAGUGAGAUAUUUAGUGGCCCGAUAUCUGACCCCAAGUGGAUCGUAAGAUUGAUUGUUAUUGAAUGAUUGCCGUCGAAAUAUAUACAUCGCCAAUCGUCGUAUAUACUCAUCGACUUGAAUCGUGUUGGUGAAUAACGGAAUCAAAUAAGCUGAAUACGAGAGUGGGUUUUUGAAUACGUAUAUUUCCUACAGUCAUUGAUCUGGACGGACAAUCAGAGGUACGAAGCGAAGGGAAGAAAGCAAAGCGAA